Messenger RNA from Parasteatoda tepidariorum (common house spider), 1893 nucleotides. Its product is annotated as vacuolar protein sorting-associated protein 4B. NCBI's taxonomy places the organism in Eukaryota, Metazoa, Arthropoda, Arachnida, Araneae, Theridiidae. Gene Ontology annotation, molecular function: ATP hydrolysis activity; ATP binding. Gene Ontology annotation, biological process: vacuole organization; endosomal transport. The record is from RefSeq and is a predicted model, not a curated record.
UUUAUGGAAAAUUUAGAUAAUAGACUUGAUUUAGAAAACAUUUACCUUAGUAGUCCUAAAACUCUAUUUCCAUAUGGAUUAAAUAGUAAAUUUAAUGGGGAAGAAAGGAAUUGAUAUGGUUACUGAAGCUACUGAGGAAGACAAAAAGAAAAACUAUGAUGAAGCAUGCAGAUUAUAUGAACAUGGAGUUGAAUAUUUUUUACAUGCCAUUAAAUAUGAAGCUCAGAGUGAUCAGGCUAAAGAGAGCAUACGAGUAAAGUGUGUCCAGUACUUAGAGAGGUCAGAAAAGUUAAAGAAAUAUUUGGUGGAAAAGCAAAAGAAGCGUAUUAAAGACAGAAAGGAUGGUCCUACAUCUGACAACAGUAGUGAUAGUGAUGAUGACCUUGAAAAAAAAAAACUUUCCCUCCAACUAGAAGGAGCCAUUGUUGUUGAGAAACCAAAUAUAAAAUGGUCUGAUGUUGCUGGCCUAGAAGGUGCAAAAGAGGCUUUAAAAGAUGCUGUUAUUUUACCUAUUAAAUUUCCCCAUCUUUUUACCGGUUCAAGAAAACCUUGGAAAGGAGUCUUAUUGUUUGGUCCUCCUGGAACGGGAAAAUCUUUCCUGGCAAAAGCAAUUGCCGCUGAAGCAAAUAAUUCCACCUUUUUUUAUGUCUCAUCUUCAUGUCUAGUUUCUAAAUCGCUAGAGGAAAGUGAAAAAUUAGUGAAAAAUCUAUUUGAAGUGGCGCGACAACAAAAGCCUAGUAUUAUAUUCAUGGAUGAAAUAGAUUCUUUGUGUAACUCACGAUCGGAUAAAGAAUCAGAGUCAGCCCGACGAACAAAAGAAGAAUUUUUAGUUCAGACUCAAGGUGUUGGAACAGACAAUGAUGGUAUUCUUGUGGUAGGGGCUACAAACAUACCUUGGAAGUUAGAUGAUGCUAUUCGUAGGAGGUUUGAGAAAAGAAUAUAUAUUCCUUUGCCUGAGGAAAUGGCUAGAAUAGCAAUCUUUAAAAUGAACAUUGGUGAAAUACCACAUGAAUUGAAUGAAGGUGAUUUUAAAACUCUUGGCAAAGAAACUGAAGGGUUUUCCGGUGAAGAUAUAUCAGUUCUUGUACGGGACGCAUUAAUGCAGCCUUUGAAGAGAGUCCAAACAGCUACACAUUUCCGACAGGUAAGAGGUUAUUCUCGAACGGACCCAACUGUAUUAGUCGAGGACCUCCUAGAACCCUGCUCCCCAGAUGCACGUGGAGCAAUAGAAAUGUCUUGGGUUGAAGUGACUGGUGAUAAGUUAAGAGAACCUAAAAUUACAAUGUGGGACAUGAAAAGAUCACUCUGGCAGGCUAAACCUACUGUAAAUGAGAGCGAUCUAAUCAAGCUAGAACAGUUUAUGGAUGAUUUUGGUCAAAAGGGCUGAAAAGAAAAUGAGGGGCCUUUAUAAGUUUACUAAUGUAAAUUUGAAGUAUGAUGACGCCCAUGAAAUGUAAAGCACUUAAUUUAAUCCUACACCUUCACAGGAAAUGUUAUAUAUUCUUCGUAGAGGAAAAAUAUAUGUAAAAAUUCCUCUUGCUGACAAUUUACAUUUUGCUCUUGUAGAUAUUACUCUAAUGUUAUUAUUUUGUCAAGUUUAAUUUGCUUUACUUUUAUUGUAUAAAGACUGUACUCUUAUUCUCCCGAGAAGUAAAGAAUCACAAUUUAACUUAAAAAUUACAAAUAAGUCUAUGUAUUUUAAAAAGUUAAUGUCAGUUACUGUAUCUGUACAAUUCGUUACAUCCUUAAAAUUAAAGGUUAUAUGUGGGUAUAUUUGUAUCUUGUCAUAAUUGGUUAUUUUAUCAUGGAAGUUAAAUAAUUGGAUUGUGAUUUAAUUUUCAAAUUUAUUGUAUAUUAAUACCAUCUAAAUGUAAACUGAAUAAAUCUUUUUUU